UCCAUCAUGAGAUGAUCUACAUGCUUUCACUGCACUUAUCUUGUACUGCAUUUCUCGAACUUGCACCUCGAGGAUUUUAACGCUGUUCAAACUAAAUGGACCUGAUUUUUUUUUUUUUAAAGAUUCAAAAAUCUGAAGCUUUGUUCCGGAGUUUUAUCGAGCGCUGUUGGAGUGAAAGUGUUUAGUCUGGUGGGCUUGUUGCUUCCUGUUUUUGUAUUAUUGUGGUUGCGGCUAAAAAUACGAGAUCGUGAGAUGCAGAACCCGUAGCGUUUCUCUUUCCCACUCGUCGCCCGUUUUUGUCGUUAUCGUCGUAAAUAAGUUAUAAAACCGCUUUAAAUAGUCGCGUUUAUAUCCGUUCGUUAGUUUGAUGAGCCUAAAGUUUGCUAAGAUUCCGUUAGCUAGCGGGCUAGCACGCUAUGCUAGCUGACCACCAAAUCUCUUUACACCAUGUAAACGUACAAGAAAACUCUCUGUAUUUUUUCUUUUGUUUAUUUUUUUUGGCUUUAAUCCGUCAGAAAGCCCUCCAGGACCGAGUCUGGAAAGCAAAAAAGCUUCUCAGCCUCUGUCUGGAUUUUUGCCGGAAUAUGCCGUGACGUGCCGGUCAGUCUGUGAGCGCCAACAGGAUCCCGUUAGGUAACGUUUCCCUCAAGUCUGCGAAUAGAGAAGGACAUGGACAGCUCGGUCACUCUGUGGCAGUUCCUGCUGCAGCUUCUGUUGGAUCCCAGCAAUGACCAGCUCAUCUGCUGGACCAAUGACGACGGAGAGUUCAAACUGCUGCAGGCAGAGGAGGUGGCCAGAUUAUGGGGUGCCCGCAAGAAGAAACCCAGCAUGAACUACGACAAACUCAGCCGGGCUCUGCGUUACUACUACGACAAGAACAUCAUCAAAAAAGUAAACGGGCAGAAGUUUGUUUAUCGUUUUGUAUCGUACCCUGAUAUCCUAAAAGGAGAUGCCAUGUCUAGGAUAGAGGGCGCAGACGGCAGCUCCAACGGACCUCUGCCCCUCUCCGACAAACCUGCAAACAUCUCCAGGGAUAAAGACAGCAAAGCCGUCCCAGAUCGAGGUGCAGGAACACCGGGUCAGUCCAAACCGUCCAGCCGGAAUGACUAUAUCCACUCCGGCUUGUAUACGUCCUUCACGUUGACCUCUCUGCAGUCGGGAACGCAGCUUUUUAAAUCCAUGAAGAUCGAAAAUCCAGGAGAAAAGCUAAUGGAGAAAAAGGCAGCCCAAGAAUCGCCCCAGCCACCCACCGUCAUUAAAUUCGGGACCAUGCCACAGAGCAAACACAGCGCUCCGUCUGUUAUAGGGAUGCCUGAACUUCUAGCACAAUCUGCUCAAGCCUCACUGCCCGCUCUGACGGAGCAAGAGGCCAAACAGGCCGCCGUCUCGCACGUAGUGUGUGCGUUUGUGGACAAUCCCACCUCAGAGAACGCCAUGAUGGGCUUCCCGUUCUCAAGAAUCUCUUCAUCGCCUCUCACUCGUUCCCAGUCGCCAUCCUCCUCUCCGAUGACGGACUCCCAGGAGCUGGUGAUUGACAGCGAAAUCGAGUCCCUCUCCUCACAGCCUUCAGAGUUACAGCUGCAGGAUCAGCCCACCUCUGUUUCCAAGGGCACUGUAGCAGUGUCUGAGAUGUCUGAAUCUCCACCACGCAAUCUCAGCGGAAAGUCUAAGAAGCCCAAAGGCCUGGAGUUGAUGCCCACGCUGGUGGUGACCAGCUCUGACCUCAGCCCUCUCAGUCUGUGCAGCCCAUCCCUCCCAACGGCCUCUCUCACCCCAGCCUUACUGCAGACACCCCUGCUGCUCACACCCAGCCCACUUCUGUCCAAUAUCCAUUUCUGGAGCACACUCAGUCCGGUGGCACCCCUCAGUCCAGCCCGGAGGCAGGGCACGCAUACCCUCUUCCAGUUUCCGUCUGUCCUGAGUUCCACACAGUUCUCUGUUCCCGUGUAUAAUUUAGACGGCACCAACACGCCCGGCCCUCUCUCGCCCGACCCACAGAAGACAUAAGACGGGGACAAAGACCGGCACACUUCAUCUUUGCCUCAUGCUCUUGAUUGAUAAACACAGAUUAACCUCAUUCUGUUCACCUGAUUUGGGACCCUUCAGGUAACAAAGAUUUAUGACCGCCGUUGAAGCGUCAAGAGCAUCCGUUUGACUCUCGAACCUUUGCGAUGUCACCGCUACUUUUCCUUCGGAUGUAUAUCAAGCCAUCAGACGGUGUCUGCGGGACACUGUAAAUCUUUCGUUUCUAUUUUUUUUUUAAAAUGCGCUGGUCUUCAGGGAUCGGCGCUAGUGUGACUAAAGCAGAUGGCCGUUGAUCUGCACAGCUGCCAAAAUGGGAUUUCAUCUCAAAACGUCCAUUGUUCGAUCGUCAGAUUGAAUGUCCUUGCGUUUUGUUUCUCGUGGAUCAGACGCAGAAGAGAUUCUCACGUGACGUCGGCGCCGUGUGUUUGUACAGCGAGAUCCUUGUUCUGCUUUGGAUAAAGACGGAUCAUUUUGUACAUAAUCCAACAAGUUCACCUCGUCUCAACUCGUGUUUGCCUUUUGUUUGAGAAGUUCUCAAACAAACCUGCCUUGCCAAGCUAAACCGCCCCUUUGCCUUGUGAUUUUGAUAAUGGUGACCUCUGUUUUAUCUUGUACCUUUCCUCAUGCUGCUCUUACCGCCAUGCGUUUAAAGUGUUCUGUAAUGACAUAAACAGCACUGCACUUAUUAGGGCUUUCGCUCCUAUUCCUGUUUACUAGCCAUCCAGAAAGUAGUGAACUAGUUGGCUUAUUUUACUAAAAUAAUGUCCCCCAGGGACGCAGUUUGCGUACAGCUUGCCUGUCUACAUCUACAAUUCGGCGGUUCGCUCGGCGACGCUAACGGGCGCAACCUUCAAACACUUUGUCCUUCGAGAGCCACAUGAACACAAUCACUUGACGUAACGAAUACAAUCAGAAUCAGUAGAAGUUUAUUUGGGAUAAUUCACCAAGUCAUUCCAAACCUGUAUGUCUUUCUUUUUUUAUGAGGAACGCAAUCUUUCGGGCGAACAACGUUCGCAACAUUCGACCCCAUUGACCUUCGAUUCGGAGACGUAUAAUUGCAAAUAUCAUCUUUUGUGUUCCAAAGAAGAAAUAAAGUCAUGGGGGUUUGCAACAAAAUGACAUUUCGUUCACUUAUGAAUAUUGAGGCUAACACUCAGGGCGUUCUUGAUGUAACCCUCAUCACGCUUUAAAAUGACAUCUUAUAACAUUAACCCCAUCUUUUUUUGGUGCUUUGACCAUGAUGCACAUUUUUGAGUACGGCAGAUUGGCGUCGCUCACGCUGCAAUGCUUGAUGGCGACUGUGUAAUGAAGCGUGUUUCCAAACACGCCCCAACGCCAUUGAACCAUUACCGUAACGCCACCAGAUAUGCCCCAUGCUUAUCAUGCAAAUCUUUUCGUAUAAACCAUUUCCUCCUCUCUGAAAGACUGGAAGCCAUUAGGAAUGAUUUCAGUUGAGUGGGAAAACCCAAGGACUUGCUUUACUCCAAUAGACCGCCGCUUCACCAUUAAUCUAAUGGAGCGUACACAGCAUAAAAUGGAAUGGAACGGCACCGGCUCAGUGCUUAAAGCCUUAUCCCGCCAUUAGGAUGGUUGGAUUGCUGGCGAUCGGUUGGAUGUGUACCGUAACUGGAUGGCUGUCUGUAGAGCCUGUGCCAAAUGCUCAAAACCAUUCCUGCAUUUGUCAGCUUUCCCAGUGUUGUGCAAGAUUCAAUCCCCCUGCAGAAUGCAAUCUACCUUGGACAACGAGGCAAAGCUGUUUGUAAUGCCCAGUCAGAAGUGUCUGCCAUUGUUGUAGCUGGUUAGCAAGGUCCAGUUAAAGGAAUAGUUCACCCAAAAAUGAAAAUUCUGUCAUCAUUUACUCAUCCUCGAGUGAUUCCAAAUCUGAAUGAAUUUCUUUGUUCUGCCGAACACAGAGGAAGACGCAACCAGGCUGU
This is a messenger RNA of Puntigrus tetrazona (Sumatra barb), 3959 nucleotides long. It is a transcript of the gene elk4, whose product is annotated as ETS transcription factor ELK4. Lineage: Eukaryota; Metazoa; Chordata; Actinopteri; Cypriniformes; Cyprinidae. Gene Ontology annotation, biological process: regulation of transcription by RNA polymerase II; cell differentiation. The transcript is spliced from 6 exons. Bases 670 to 2007 code for a protein of 445 amino acids. Gene Ontology annotation, cellular component: nucleus. Gene Ontology annotation, molecular function: DNA-binding transcription factor activity, RNA polymerase II-specific; sequence-specific DNA binding. The record is from RefSeq and is a predicted model, not a curated record.